AUACGAGAGCAGCUGUCGGGAGACGCAGGCGACACAGUUCGUCGCGGCGCGGAUACGCGAAUACGGCAAGCGGAACUCCUAACUGGUCGUGUGCCUACGCGCUCCAUAAAUUGAAUCGGAUAAGGCCCUGUGCGAUCAGAGCGCGAGUAGUGCGCGGGUCCGCGCGUUGUCGGUGAAGCCACUUCCUCGUGACGCCCGACCGCCGCCGCCGCCGACGACCGUAAUAGCGGUGAGUCGUCCACCGCAGUGCCGUCGCGCGCGAGUCGAGUCAGUGCGCUCGCGGCCGCCCGUCUUAACGCCGUUAAAAAGUUUCGGCGAGCUCUCCGAACGGAACACGAGAUCCCGGCCUCUCGGCGAAAAUCGCGCCGAAACCGGGACGGCAGCGGAGCGCGCCGGGCGAGGGCGUUACUUUCCUGAAGGCGCGCGUCACGUCACGGCGCUGCGUCGGCGAAUCGCUCCGUUAAUCGCGCGGCGAGAAAACGCAAAACCGUGAGAGCAAAAGAGAGAGAGAGAGAGAGACAACGGUGUUUUGCGAGAACACUUGUCAGCGAGAACCGAGAGACGAGCCUGUUCGGGAAAUCAUGCCACGGUGAGCCGCCGGCGGAGUCGCUUCGUGGCUACCACGCGGCCGAUAAGGCGGCCCUUUAAACGCCGCGUAGCUCUGAAUUUCUCCUAUUAUCAUUAUUAUUAUUAUCAUCCUUUUCUCUCUUUCCCUCGUUAUUUAUCGAUACGCGCGCGUCGUACUGACAUUACUUGCUGGCGACCAGUAGCGCACGCGUCACUACGUGCCACCGUUCGCUGGAGAGAUCCGAAAGAGAGAGAGAGAGAGAGAUUCGUACGACGCGGUGACGUUUACAGGGUGACACGAAGCGACGCGACCGUCGAGAUGCACGACAGCCGAUAAGCACGUCCCCUGCGAGGGAGACCACUGUCCUUGAGGUCAACAGCAAUUUUACUCGCUACGUCCCGUGCGAGCGGAAGCCUCCGCUCCUGCUGUCUCGUCGCUGACUCCGGUUCUGUAUAGAUGUCACACUACAGUAAAAACACCUGUGAUCAAAAGACUGCGGUGGUUGACCAUGAAAAGAAGUAUCAGGAGGACUUGGAGCAGGCCAAGGCUCUCAGUCUGGAAAGCUUGGCUCUGGAGAAGUACAGAUUGGAGAAGUUGCGAUUGGAGCUUAGUAAUGUGCAGCAGGCCUGCGUCGCGCAAAACAAUGUGUGCAAUACGAACAACGUGUCAGAGACGGACAGCAGCUCGCAAGGAGAAAGGUUUCAAUGUAGAAGUCGACCAAGACCAGGCUCGAUUAACACAAAUCAAAAGAGUACAGUAAUAUUAGCACCACCUCCAAUACCAAGUAGAAGAAAUUCGACCACUACUGCAUCAAAUCAAGAUUCUUCUACUGAUCUAAUAAAUUUCACAAGCCCAGUGAAGCAAGAUAAUCUCACUGAAUAUUGUUCAGCUCCACCUCCGCCACCACCAAAAGCAAUAGAACCUAAAUGGGAUACCCAUCCGUCCUUAUUGAAGAAACAAUCAAGAGUGUCUCGAAGCAAUAGCUCAGUCAGCGCCUAUCAGUCUAGGGACUUCAGGUAUCAUUCCCUUUCUCCAGGCCCACGAUCUUCCACAGCACCAUGUACGCCAGGAACACCGGGAAUUAGCCCCAUCAUGUCGAGAGCUAGUAGCGUUAGCAAUAAUGUAUCUGAUAUUGCGCCACAGCCUGCAUGGGAAUCCAUUAUCGUUAAACAUUUUUUUUUCUCGCAGAUUCCUCCAUUGCCCAUGAAUUAUAGACCAACUGUUACACCUGCCAUAUGUGCUCCAUUUUGUAUGGAGGAUGAACAAUUAAACGUAUUAAAAGUGAUAGAGAAAAAACCAAAUAGCAAUCUUAUAGAUCUAAAUAGUUUUGAACAAACAGAGGACAGAUCCAAUGUACGAGUUAGCGUAUUGGAGGCAUUCGAUCCGUUACUUAUUAAGACUGACAAUGGAAAUAAUUCUGUGCAGGAACAUAAAGCAGAUGAUUCACAAUCGCAAGUUAGUGGCAGUGUAUAUGAUCCGUUCGAUCCAUUCGAUUACAUGUACAGCACAAAUGAAAGCGUCAACUCAGAUCCGGUUUAUGCCGCUGUGGAGAAAUCUGCAAAAUCGCCAGCUGUAUCGCCAGCUGCGCCACCUCCACUACCGCCUCGAAAUUCGUCUGCAUGGAAUACCAUAGAAAGACGAAGAACUUCAUUAGAUCGUCGAAAGCGUCAAACACGAUUGUCUGAAAAUCUAAUGGUCAUUAAAGCUAGAUCAUCUUUGCAUGAUUGUGAUCUAAAGGCAUUUCACAACAUAAUAAAGUCUAUACGAAGCGAGUUUCCAUUUAAUAAUCCUAGUACAAAUAUUGGAUACGUUGUUAGCCCAAUGAUGGAGAAUCUGUAUCCAGAUGGUACGAGUAUAAAAUUAGUAGUUCAUCCACAAUUACCCAAUAACGAUAAAGAUCCUGCACCAUCUAUUACUUUCACUUGUAAUGUGAAUUGUAGUGUCGAGCAUGUUAUUUUGAACGUCGCUUGUUCCUUGGAGGAUGAGGAUACAGUAAAUGUAGAAAAGUACUGUUUGAGAGUUUGGGGAUUAGCUGAAUAUCUUGCACCUAACACAACUUUAGCACAAUACGAAUACAUACAUUUAUGUAUUAAAUUAGAAAAAGAUAUUGAGUUAGCUAUAAUGACCAGAACACAAAUUAAACAAUCCAUUGCUAGAACGCUGCAAGAUGAUAAUUGUGAUCAAUCUCUAAAAUUAGAAGACAUUCUACCAAAUGAACCAUCGCAGCCUAUUUCAUAUGAUACAUUAAUUAUUUUACUAGAGACAGUAGAAAAAGAAAUGGAACGCGUGGAGACUGCAGCAUUACAACUGGCAACCACGAAUCAAGGUUCUACUUUAUUACCUCAACUUCAACCGCACGGCGUAGUGCAGGCAGUGAAAGCAGUGUGUGCCUUAAUGGGAAAUAUUGAAACAUUCGAGAUUACGGAGGCUGUUGACAAUUUUGUGAAUGCUUGCUGCCAAUUUCUGCCGCAAGUUCAUACAGCUAAUAUAGAGUGUAAAAAACCUGAAAUUAUACAUGAAGAUGGCGAUUACGCUGUAGUUACUUUGAGGAAAAAGUUUCCCGAUGUGAUUUCCUCUCAUUGUCAUAAAAUUCGCGAUGCUAUUCAGGAACUUGUUGAGACAUACUGUCAUGCGUUUAAAGUCGAUUUUCAAUUAAAUAGCAAAGCAGAUUUUCCGACAAAUACACUAAUUGCAACCGAAGUGAUUGAUACUAUUUUGGUGCGCGUUGGAGCUCUACACAGGCUACCAACCACAUGGAAACAUGAUGAUUACAUAGUGGCAGCUCAAAUCUUUCAUGGAACUAGACCAGUCGGAACUCCAGUUUUAUCUGAACCAAUGACGGUCAGCACGAAUCUUUACCCAAGGAUUUUAUUUAACUCAUGGUUGGAAUUUCGCGGAAUAAGUGUGUGUCAAGUACCACGAGAAGCUAGACUUGUGUUAGUUCUUUAUGGACGCACGCUACAACCUGCAGAACAUGAAUCCAAUUCGUCUGCGGAGAAUGCAAUGGAGAAAGAAGAACUUGGAUGGGGUGCUAUACAGUUCUUCGAUUAUGAUGGCGUUAUGAGCCAAGGGAGUUUUUUUCUAUCUCUCUGGCCAGCCAUUGCAGAUAAACGAUUAGGUCCGGCGCCAGCGCCUGGAAUUCAUCCUCGUGGUGACACCCACCCUAUUAUAGGAGUAGAAUUACCCGAUUAUGGGGGGAAGGUGUUAGUCCCCAAUUCCUCGGAAUUGCGAGAUUAUGACGUGGACUCAUUAGAUUUCAAUUCCUUAGAUCAAAAUACCCAGGAAUUAUUAAUAGAUAUUACACAGCAAGAUACAUUCUCGAGACCGCCUAUUGAUGAAAGGGAAAUUCUUUGGGAGAAAAGACAUUAUUUGCAUGACAGACCUGAAGCUUUACCAAAAGUAUUACUAGCUGCACACAGUUGGGAUUGGGCAUGCCUACCGGAUUUACACGCGUCACUCAGAAUUUGGAGUCCACUGCCACCAGUACAAGCGUUACAAUUACUUUUACCAUGCUUCCCAGACAUGAAAGUUAGAGAGAUGGCGGUUAAUUGGAUUCGCGAAUUAAGUAAUGACGAAUUGGUUGAUUAUUUGCCACAACUACUUCAAGCAAUGAAACACGAGACGUAUGAAGCGUCACCAUUGACUCGAUUCUUAUUAGAACGUGCCUUACUAUCACCGAGAGUGGCUCAUUAUAUUUACUGGUUGCUAAAUCAAGCGCUGCCGGGACAAAGUCCCCAGGUACAGAAUUCUGCUGAAAUUGCCGUGGAAGAUGAUAAGGCUAUUAGUUGUGCUCGUUAUCAACGAAAAUUGCAGCUAAUGUUGAGAGCGCUGUUAGCAGUUAUUGGAGACUCAUUGAGAAAAAGUUUUCUUACCCAACAAUUGCUAGUUAAAAACCUGCACGAAGUAGCUGAGAAUAUCAAAGUUACAAAGGAAUCGUUACGAAUAGAUACACUUAAAACCGGUUUGCAAAAUAUACACUGCCAAUUAAUGGAAGACAAUGGAACAUGUUUACCACUGUCUCCUAGUAAACUAGUAUUUGGUAUCAAUGUACAGACAUGUGCCUAUUUCCCGUCGUUUACCCUCCCGUUAAAAAUUAACUUCAUCAGCUGUGACAAUGUUAUAAGCCCGGCAAUCUUCAAGGUUGGCGAUGAUUUGCAACAGGAUAUGUUGACUCUCCAAAUGGUACGCAUUAUGGACAAAUUGUGGUUGAAGGAAGGUCUCGAUCUGAAAAUGGUUACUUUUGCUUGUGUGCCCACCGGCCACAAACGCGGAAUGAUAGAAAUGGUAACAGAUGCAGAAACAUUACGGAAAAUCCAAGUCGAGUUCGGGCUAACUGGGUCGUUUAAGGAUCGACCGAUCGCGGAAUGGUUGGCGAAGCAUAAUCCUUCGGAACUGGAAUAUGAGAGAGCGGUGGAAAAUUUCACCGCUUCUUGUGCUGGCUAUAGCGUUGCCACUUAUAUUUUAGGAAUCUGUGAUAGGCAUAAUGAUAAUAUCAUGUUAAAAACGUCUGGUCACUUGUUUCAUAUUGAUUUUGGAAAGUUUCUUGGUGAUGCGCAAAUGUUUGGAAACUUUAAGAGAGAUAGAACGCCGUUUGUGUUGACGUCUGAUAUGGCAUAUGUUAUAAAUGGUGGAGAUAAACCUUCAGCGAAAUUUCACCAUUUUGUAGACUUGUGUUGCCAGGCUUUUAAUAUAGUGCGGAAACAUGGAAAUCUUAUUCUUCAUCUUUUUGGAUUGAUGACUUCGUCUGGUAUCCCUGGAGUAACCGUGGAUGCAGUUAGUUACGUGCAGAAAGCUCUACUCCCCGGACAAACAAAUCCCGAAGCGGCGGCGACUUUUGCUCGCAUGAUAGAAAGUUCGCUGAAAAGUUGGUUUACACAGUUUAAUUUUUUUCUGCAUAAUCUGGCACAAAUGAGAUUCUCCGGGGAUCAUAGUGAGGGGGAACUAUUAUCCUUCAUUCCGCGCACGUACACAAUGCAACAGGAAGGUGAAUUAACGAGCGUCCAAGUUCAUGGAUAUCAAAAACGCUACGAUCCGGAGAAAUAUUACAUGUAUAUUUUACGAAUACAACGAAAGGGCCAACCGGACCCGACAUAUCUAUUCCGAUCAUACAAAGAGUUCUGCGAAUUUUAUCAGAAGUUGUGCAUACAUUUUCCACUUGCUAAAGUAACCAGCUUACCAAGUGGAAUGAGCGUGGGACGGUCUAAUAUCAAACAGGUAGCUGAUAAACGACGAGCGGAUAUAGAAAAGUUUCUUGUUAGUCUGUUUAAAAUGGCACCAGAAAUAUCUCAAAGUGAUCUGGUGUACACUUUCUUCCACCCGCUACUACGAGAUCAAAAAAAUCCUGACAUUCGUUUACGUAAAGUCAAAGUUGGAAAUAAUUGGUGGGCCGAAAAGAGAGUCAGAGACAAUCUACAGAGUGGUCAGAUCAAGUUGGCUCUUCACUACGUUCGCGGCACUUUAUCUGUUAUGGUUUGUCAUGCCCGAGGACUUCCGAAAGUAGCAAAUGCUCAAGAGCCAAAUACAUAUGUGAAAGUAUACCUCAAACCUGAUCCUACAAAAGCGACGAAACGGAAAACAAAAGUAGUAAAGAAAAAUUGUCACCCAUCAUUUAUGGAGAUGUUGGAAUAUAGAAUGCCUCUAGAAGUAAUUAGAGAGAGAACGCUUGAAGCAACGAUAUGGAAUCACGAUACUUUACAGGAGAAUGAAUUUCUCGGUGGCAUAAGUUUGCCGCUUGGACGUCUCGACUUGACGAACGAAACUAUUGAAUGGUUUCCAUUAGGUAAUGUACGAUAAAGCGAGUAUAAAGACUGCCCUGGAGUAUAUAUUUAUGGUAUAUAGAAGUCCCUUAAUGCUCACAUAGAUAUUCUUGGUAAAAUACAGAUGACAUAAGGUUAGCGCACAUUAUUAAAACUUCUUUAUUAUGCACAUUCAAGUGCAAUAAUCACCGUACUUUAUAAAAAUGAUAUGAUGAUGACCGUACUUUAUAAAAGUAACUUUUAUUUAUAUAAUUUCGCGUAUCUCUUUACAAGGCUUCGUAUCUCUUUUACGAAGAAAAGAUCCGAAAUGAUAUAUAUGAAAAACUAUGUGAUAUUCGAAAGAAGGUAAUUGCAGAAGAAUGAUCAACUUCUACAAUAAUAUUAAGGCUGUUUUCCGAAAUUCACUGUAAGUACUGAAAAUCUAUAGUUUACGUUACAUAUACUAUAGCUUUUCAGUACUGGCAGUAAAUUUCGGAAUGCCGGCCUAAAAUAGAUAGUACAUACAUAAUGGUAAUAGUUCAAAGUCUAAAGCACAUCUUCAUCAAUCUUGCAAUAACAAAUAGUUCAUGAAAAGAAGAAAAUGUUACAAAAGUUUAGAAUUAUAUCUCGCACUUGUGCAUAUUCUUUAACUGUAUUUUUUACAUAAAAUAUGACAAAUUCAGCAUGAAUUUAAUAGAUUUAUAUUGGAGGUUUACUCUUUUAUACAAAAUUUUAUACAUUUAUUUAUUUAUAUCACUUUUUACUCAAACUAAUGAGCACUAAUUGUAAAUAGAAUGUACUUUAAUAUAAAUAUUAUAAUGAAAUCAUUUGUAAUAAAUUGUUGGAUUAAGCUUUUACACCAAAAUAAUUCUAUGGUCCGAGCGAAAAAGUUUGCAGUUUUCUAUUACAGACAUAUAUCUAAUCAUAUGGAAAUAGAUAUAAAAAUGGUAUGAAAGUUGAAUUUGAUAUACAACAUGUAGCAGAAUUAUGUUUCACGGACUUUUACGGUGUUAUUUUAUUAUUAGGAAAGAAAUCUACAUAAUUGCCUGUUUAGUAAUGGCCUCAUUUAUAAUAAACAAAUGUACUAUUAAUGAAAUUAUGUAAAUAUGCUAUUAAAUCUGUGUAAUAAAUAAUUUUUAAAUUAUCCUA
Molecule: messenger RNA, 7452 nt
Organism: Solenopsis invicta (red fire ant)
Lineage: Eukaryota; Metazoa; Arthropoda; Insecta; Hymenoptera; Formicidae
Gene: Pi3K68D
Product: phosphatidylinositol 4-phosphate 3-kinase C2 domain-containing subunit beta
Exons: 26
Coding region: 1025-6361 (1778 amino acids)
Biological process (GO): phosphatidylinositol-mediated signaling; phosphatidylinositol-3-phosphate biosynthetic process; phosphatidylinositol 3-kinase/protein kinase B signal transduction
Cellular component (GO): plasma membrane; cytoplasm; phosphatidylinositol 3-kinase complex
Molecular function (GO): phosphatidylinositol binding; 1-phosphatidylinositol-4-phosphate 3-kinase activity; 1-phosphatidylinositol-3-kinase activity
Source: RefSeq, a predicted model, not a curated record